UUGGCCCCAAUCUAGUAAAAAAGCAAUUAAACUCAUCAAAAUGCAAACCUUUUCAACACCAUCUUCCCCAAAUUUUCUGUAGAUCAAAACCCUUCACUGAAUCAGGUGUUAGAUAAUUUUGAAAAGGUGUGAAAAAGAAGCAUGGUUGAUACUAAGAAACCGCGUAAAAGAGUUGCUUUUGUGUUGAUUGAUGGAUUGGGAGAUGUGUCGAUUCCGAGAUUUGGUUACAAGACUCCUUUAGAAGCUGCUAAAGUGCCAAAUUUGGAUGCCAUUGCUUCUGCUGGAGUUAAUGGUCUUAUGGACCCGGUUGAAGUUGGGUUAGGAUGUGGAAGUGACACUGCCCAUCUUUCUCUUCUAGGUUAUGACCCUCGAGUGUAUUACCGUGGACGAGGUGCGUUUGAAUCUAUGGGUGCUGGAUUGGCGAUGGCCCCAGGGGAUAUUGCUUUUAAGUCAAACUUUGCAACGUUGGAUGAGAAAAAAGGAGUAGUCACCAGCAGAAGAGCUGAUCGGCACUUUGAAGAAGAAGGGCCCAUCUUGUGUGCGGCGCUAGAUAAAAUGAAGUUGCCAUCUUUUCCUGAUUAUGAAGUCAGAGUCAGGUAUGCAACGGAACACAGAUGUGGGGUUGUUGUGAAAGGACCUAAACUAAGUGGAAAUAUAUCAGGAACGGACCCUUUGAAGGAUAACCGCUUACUUUUACAAGCACAAGCUCUUGAUGAUACAGAAGAAGCAAAACAUACUGCAACCGUUGUAAAUGAAUUAUCUAAAGAAAUUUCUAAAAUUUUGGUUGCUCAUCCUCUGAAUGGAAAACGUGCUUCUGAAGGGAAAAACAUUGCCAAUAUUGUCCUUUUACGAGGCUGUGGUAUUAGGAUUGAGGUUCCCACAUUUCAAAAGAAUCAUGGACUACGACCAUGCAUGGUAGCUCCCACGAAGAUCAUAGCUGGGCUUGGGUUAUCACUUGGCAUUGAUAUUCUAGAAGCUCCUGGAGCUACAGGAGAUUAUCGAACCUUAUUGACAUCCAAAGCCACUGCAAUAGCAAAGGCUUUGUCAUCACCUUUGCAGACUUGCCCCAAUGUUUUUGUACCAGGAGAAGAUGAGCACAAACAUGGCCCUUCAGACGGCUAUGAUUUUGGAUUCCUUCAUAUAAAGGCAAUAGACGAUGCAGGCCAUGAUAAAGCAAGUGUCUUUAAAGUCAAAGGGUUGGAAGCAGUUGACAAAGCCAUAGGGCAACUUGCCAGGCUUCUUUGGGAGGCAGAGUCGACAGGGCAAUUCCAGUUUUCCCUUUGUGUCACCGGAGACCACUCGACUCCUGUUGAAUACGGGGAUCACAGCUUUGAACCUGUACCGUUUACACUGUGUCGUUUGAGAGACUAUGUGGGUGCAGUUGGCGGAGAAUCUGUGGUCUUGCAAACUUCCCUUGAUACAUUUCCACUCCCGGUUAUUAAAGCUGGUGAAGACUUAUCAGCAGAUGUGGUGACAGAAGAGGAAAGAAGUCAGCAAAAUCAAGCCUUUUCUGGUGAUUCAGUUUGGAAGUUAGAUGAACUGGCGGUGGCAAAGGGUUGUCUUGGGCGAUUUCCGGGAAGUGAGAUGAUGGGAAUUAUUAAGAAAUUUCUUGAACUUGAAUUUUGAACAAGCUUCAAGAAUAACUGUUCCCUGGGUGAUAAAAAUGAUGUUGAAGUUAUACCUAUCUUCUGAUGCAGUUCACACUUACAUUUUUACCAUGAAGCUUUAAAGAACUUAAAGACAAUCUGUGUGCACCGUUUAGGAUCACGCCAGAUAUGACCGCUUAGGUGCCAACCCUUGUGGUUGGACCCACUUUUCAGAGGUUAUGAUCGGAAAAAGGAAUCAAUUGUAGUAUGUAAGACAAUAAUUUUGAAUACAAAUGCCAAAGCUUAUGUGAUCUUUUGAACUUAA
Molecule: messenger RNA, 1911 nt
Organism: Erigeron canadensis
Lineage: Eukaryota; Viridiplantae; Streptophyta; Magnoliopsida; Asterales; Asteraceae
Product: probable 2,3-bisphosphoglycerate-independent phosphoglycerate mutase
Exons: 6
Coding region: 142-1626 (494 amino acids)
Molecular function (GO): metal ion binding
Source: RefSeq, a predicted model, not a curated record